This is a messenger RNA of Arabidopsis thaliana (thale cress), 1826 nucleotides long. RefSeq names its product calcium uniporter (DUF607). The coding region runs from base 623 to 1504 and encodes 293 amino acids. Gene Ontology annotation, biological process: mitochondrial calcium ion homeostasis; calcium import into the mitochondrion. The transcript is spliced from 2 exons. Gene Ontology annotation, cellular component: mitochondrial inner membrane. The record is from RefSeq and is marked reviewed. Lineage: Eukaryota; Viridiplantae; Streptophyta; Magnoliopsida; Brassicales; Brassicaceae.
CAAAAAGGCAAAAACCCAAGCUCGACUAUAGACCAAUUUCUUCGGUUUACCUAAAACCGAACCACAUCAAUUUUACUUUUCUUAGGUAAAAGAGAAUCUGAGAAAUUUUACAUUUCUCUUUAUCGACAAACAUAAACGAAAAAAGGAAUAAAUCCACAAAAAAGGCAAACCAAACUCAAUUUUGCGCAAAUUCUCCGGUUUAUUUAAAACCGAACCAAAUCCUUUUUACUUUUCUGAACUUUCCUCUUCCACAGCCGGCCAGCCCUAAGCACCUCUCUAACUUCUCCUUUACUCUGUAUUUAACAGAAAGAACCAAAACAAACGAAACAAAUGGAUUUAGGGAUUUCGAAAAGCCACCAUGCCUUUAACUCGUCAACAAUGGCGACCUAAAUUUUCUAAUUCCAGAAAGUAAGCAACUUUAAGCUUCCUCCUCCUCUUUUUCAAUUACAUUACCAUUUUUUGGUGUAGCUUUUUAAAUCAGUGCAUCAGAAUCGAAUCUCACACCUUUUUUGUUCCUUCCUCUUAACCCAUCUUUUGAUUUCACAAAACUCCAGAUCUGACUGAUUUCAUCGAAGAAACAAAUCCGUGGGUCAUUAGAAAAAUCCGAUUUUUUGAUUAAAAGAUGUGGUCGGUGAUGGGUUUAGUGAGACGUACGGCUAUGUCCUCCACCGUGAAUAAAGCUUCUCCGGUUAGGUCUUUGCUUGGUGGGUUUAGAUGUCUCAACGUUGAGUCUAAGGAAGAAGAUGAGAAAAAGGAUAUGACUGUGUUAGAAGCUAAGAAGUUAAUGAGAUUAGUGAAUGUUGAAGAUAUGAAGAAGAAGCUUAUUGGUAUGGGUGAUAAAGAAAUGGUUACUUACACUACACUUAUUGAAGCAUCUCAAGGUUUAGGUAUCGCUAGAUCUCUUGAUGAAGCUCAUGCUUUUGCUCGUGUUCUUGAUGAUGCUGGUGUUAUUUUGAUCUUUCGUGAUAAAGUCUAUCUUCAUCCUCAUAAGGUGGUGGAUUUGAUUAGAAAGGCAGUGCCUUUAGGUUUGAAUCCAGAUGAUGAGUUGAUUAGAGAAGAGUUUGAUAAGAUGAGAAGUAUGAAGGAAGAGAUUGAUGUGUUAGCUCAUCAACAAGUGAGGAAGAUUCUAUGGGGUGGUCUUGGUUACUCAGUGGUUCAAAUUGGAAUCUUUGUUAGGCUAACUUUUUGGGAGUUUUCUUGGGAUGUGAUGGAACCAAUAACGUUUUUCACUACAGCUACUGGGAUUAUUGUGGGUUAUGCUUAUUUCUUGAUGACUUCUAGAGAUCCAACGUAUCAAGAUUUCAUGAAAAGGUUGUUUCUUUCCAGGCAGAGGAAGUUGCUUAAGAGUCAUAAGUUUGAUGCUGAGAGGUUUAAAGAACUGGAGAACAAGUGGAAGAUAACGUCUUGCUCUUCUUCUUCGUGCCACGCUAAUGCAUCGAUUCGGAAUCGUGUUGGUGUUGAUCUUGAUUUGGAGGAUUCUUUGCAGAGUCAUCACAGAGAUUGAUUGGUUCUAACCAUUUUUCACUUUUGAUGAUAUUACUUAACCAGAUUUUCUUCUCUCUGGAGGUUGAUCAAGUUUGAUUAUUUGGUGUUGAUUGAUCCAAAGAGUUGGAGUAGUCAUGGUGAUUUUUAUUUGAUAAUCUUGAGCUACUCUUAUUUAAAUCAGCUCAUGUGUUAAUCUUUUCUAUGGUUAAGGAUUUUGACGGAUUAUAAUAGUCUAGUAACUAUGAUUUUGGCUCUUAGAUUUUUUGUUUUUCUCUUCAAUAUUUGUUUCAAGGGUUUAAGCCUUAAGAGGGUAAAAUGGUACGAAGAAAAUGAAAGUGAGU